AUGCAGAACAGAGACACAGCUUAUGUGAGAGUGGAGGAAGUAAACUCUGAACUGAAAAUAGGAGACUUAGAUCAGAAGAGUGAUGAGAUCAACAACGGAGAUAUUGAAGCGCCAACGACAGAAAAAAUCGAGAAAGGAUUGAAAGAACGAAAGGUCUCAUGGGGAAAGCUUGGCCGUGUAGACUCAUUGAACUUGGAAGCUGGAAAAGUUUCUAAUGAUCCAGGCCAUAAAUACAAGUUGGACCGGAAAACAACACUGAGUUUAGCGUUCCAGACUGUUGGAGUCAUUUACGGAGACAUUGGAACAUCUCCACUUUACGUCUACUCGAGUACCUUUACGAAUGGGAUCAAGAACAAGGAUGACUUGCUUGGUGUUUUGUCUCUCAUCAUUUAUACAUUAGCAAUUUCACCGAUGAUUAAAUAUGUCUGUAUCGUUUUAUGGGCCAACGAUCACGGCAAUGGAGGAACUUUUGCACUCUAUUCCUUGAUAUGCCGCUAUGCAAAGGUAGGCUUAAUGCCUAAUCAGCAGCCAGAGGACAGGGAGCUAUCUCACUAUAAACUGGGCAAACCAUCAAACCAGCUGAGGAGAGCUCAAAAGAUAAAACACACACUAGAGAACAGUAAAGUCAUUCAAAUUAUUCUCUUUUGUCUCACAAUCUUGGGGGUUUCCAUGGUUAUUGGAGAUGGAAUUCUGACUCCAAGCAUCUCAGUGUUGUCGGCAGUUGGUGGCAUCAAGCAGAGGGAUAAUCUUAAUCAAGAUGCCGUCGUCUGGAUUUCCGUUGUAAUCUUGAUCCUUCUCUUCUCCGCUCAACAGUUUGGCACAGACAAAGUUGGCAGCACAUUUGCUCCAAUCAUACUUGUAUGGUUUACUUUCAUUAGUGGCAUUGCUCUCUACAAUUUAAUCAAGCAUGAUGUGACUGUUUUACGUUCUUUUAAUCCAAUGUACAUAAUACAAUACUUCCAACGAAAUGGUAAGACAGCUUGGCUAUCUCUUGGCGGGGUUGUGCUGUGUGUGACAGGGACUGAAGCUAUGUUUGCUGAUCUCGGUCAUUUCUCCGUCCGAGCAAUUCAAGUUAGUUUCUCCGGGGUUGUUUUUCCUGCACUACUUGCAUGUUACAUUGGGAAAGCUGCAUAUCUCUCCAAAUUCCCGAAUGAUGUUCACGAUACUUUUUACAAAUCAAUUCCAAGUAAAACCAAUAUAUAUAUAUAUUGGCCAACCUUUGUUAUUGCUGUUGCUGCUGCAAUUAUUGCCAGCCAAGCUAUGAUAUCGGCAGCAUUUUCAAUCAUAACACAAGCUCUAAGUCUAGGGGCCUUUCCGAGGGUUAAAGUGGUUCACACUUCUGCCAAGUUUGAAGGACAGGUUUACAUUCCUGAGCUCAACUACUUUAUUAUGAUUGCCACUGUCCUCAUCACACUUGUAUUCCGGACUACCGAACAGAUUGGUAAUGCAUAUGGAAUUGCGGUGGUUUCUGUGAUGGUAAUCACAACUAAUUUGGUUACUCUUAUAAUGUUAUUCAUUUGGAAAACAAGCAUAUGGCUGGUAGCACUAUUCUACAUAGUGUUGGUUUCAAUUGAAGCGACAUAUUUAUCAGCAGUCCUAUAUAAGUUCACAAAAGGAGGUUACCUUCCAGUGGCAUUAGCACUAGUCCUCAUGGCAAUGAUGGGUACAUGGCACUAUGUUCACAAGAAAAGAUACAUGUUUGAGCUUAAAAACAAAGUUUCUGGCGAGUUUGUCAGAGAUCUUGUCAAGCACCGAGAUGUAAACAGAAUUCCUGGUAUAAGUUUACUAUAUUCCGAGCUCGUACAAGGCAUCCCACCGAUAUUCCGACACUUCGUUGAAAAUAUACCAUCUAUACAUUUAGUGUUGGUGUUUGUUUCAAUAAAACGGAUCCCAGUCAGUAAAGUGGCAGCCGAGGAACGUUUUAUUUUCAGACAGGUUGAACAAAAAGAGUACCGAAUGUUCCGUUGUCUGGCGCAUUAUGGAUAUGACGACAUUGUUGGCAAUUCAGAUGAUUUUGAGCAAGAUUUGGUCAAAAAUUUGAAAGAGUUCAUUCUCUACGAGUCUUACGUUCUAGAAUACGGAUCUACUGAAGACACGACAAAUACAAACCAGUUAGCUGAAGAACUGGCUAGCGCUCCCCAUUCUUGUCAGAUUGCACCUUCUGGAACUCGGUCAUCAAAUUCAUCUAGUGGAAUCCAAACCCUGCCGCUCCAAGCAGCAGCCAAAGAGAUAGAGUUUAUAAAGAAAGCAAUGGAUAAGGGUGUGGUGUACUUGCUCGGAGAAACAGAAGUUAAUUAUUUUUACCAUUUUCUUAGAAAUAAUCUAAUGGAAAGCGACAAGUUAUUGUCCAUUCCACAUCACAAGCUUCUCCGGGUUGGUAUGACAUAUGAGAUAUAAGUAUAGCUUAUGAAACUGGUCUCUUGCCACAGGGUCAUCCGAAAAAAACAACGGCUCGAUAAUAGGGUGUCUGUGUUUGUAGGUUUUACUUGGGUGCUGCCUAAAAGAAGUUCUACGUAUAUAAAUGUUUUUCAAUCUUUGUCUCCUUGAAGUUAAUCUGGGUGGUGGUAUUUAUUGUAAGUUGGAUGUUUCUGCGUCUUCUUCAAGUUGCUUCUUGGCGACUAACUCACGGACAUAGUGAAAUGAUAUCUCAAAAUUGACAAUUAUGCUUCAUCCUGUUAUGAUGAAAUAUUGGAUUAGCACUAAGAUAAGUAGCGCCCAUGUUAUCUCACCAUAAUAAGGUUC
Papaver somniferum (opium poppy) is the source of this 2742-nucleotide messenger RNA. RefSeq names its product potassium transporter 5-like. Gene Ontology annotation, cellular component: membrane. Gene Ontology annotation, molecular function: potassium ion transmembrane transporter activity. The transcript is spliced from 10 exons. Gene Ontology annotation, biological process: potassium ion transmembrane transport. Lineage: Eukaryota; Viridiplantae; Streptophyta; Magnoliopsida; Ranunculales; Papaveraceae. The record is from RefSeq and is a predicted model, not a curated record. The coding region runs from base 1 to 2397 and encodes 798 amino acids.